Messenger RNA from Synchytrium microbalum, 891 nucleotides. RefSeq lists its product as uncharacterized. NCBI's taxonomy places the organism in Eukaryota, Fungi, Chytridiomycota, Chytridiomycetes, Synchytriales, Synchytriaceae. The transcript has 6 exons. Bases 1 to 891 code for a protein of 296 amino acids. The record is from RefSeq and is a predicted model, not a curated record.
AUGUCCGACGCUACCGUAACUACUGACGUUGAUUCAGUGCUGAACCAGCCAUUCGAGGCUAUUGAUGGUAGCCAUGCCUUCGAUAUCGCGACGAACGUAAAUCGUGAAGGAAGCAACAAGUUUUCCAAAGUUUUGUCAACAAAAUGGCAAGGAGACGUCGCUGUACCUCAUGGAGGCUAUAUGUUGUCCGUAUCGUUGGAGGCACUGUCACGAUUCUACGAUGGAAUUCAUCCUCAUCCUGUGUCUGCUACUUGCUACUAUGCGAAACCAGCGAGAACAGGCAAACGAGUCGACAUAGAUAUUCAUGAACUUCGACGAGGAAGGCAGUUUUCAACCGCUAUAGCUCGAAUGUCUCAAAAUGGCCAACUCAUAACACAUGUUGUUGCCACGUUUGGCGAUUUGUCUCAGACCAAAGGCUUGGCUACUGUUAUCAUGGACAGUCCCAACAAGGUGGUUCAUCCACGCGAGUGCAUAGCGUCAAGGUCUGGAGGUGUCAUUGCGAGGCAAUGUCACUUGCUCAGUGACCCACGAGAGAAGCCCGUUUCGAAGGAUAGGGCCGAAAGAAGGCACUGCAUUAGAUUCAAGGAUGGACGUGCACCGUGCGUUAAAAGUCUUGCUUUCUUCGCUGAUGCGUUUACGCCCCCAACCUGGAAAUACGGCAUGGCCUUCCUUGGCGGCAAGGUGUGGACACCAACUGUCGAGCUCAACAUUCAAUUCCGAAAAGCAGUGAUCAAUCCAGGCUGGCUGAAACAGCACAUCUAUACGCGGUUUUUGUUAAAUGGAAGAUUUGAGGUGGACAUGGACAUCUUUGAUGAACAGGAUGAACUAGUAUGCGUUGCGAGACAAAUGGGAAUCACUCUUUCACAUGAGAAACAGACUUCCAAAUUAUAA